This is a messenger RNA of Teleopsis dalmanni, 4186 nucleotides long. RefSeq lists its product as uncharacterized. The coding region runs from base 113 to 3898 and encodes 1261 amino acids. The transcript has 5 exons. The record is from RefSeq and is a predicted model, not a curated record. Lineage: Eukaryota; Metazoa; Arthropoda; Insecta; Diptera; Diopsidae.
UUGUUUACUUAUUGUCGACUUUUUAUUUAACAUAUAUUAAUAAUGUUAUAUAUGUGAACAUUUGACACAUAUACGUUUAAUAUGAAGUAAUUUUAAGUAAUUAAAAGCUAUAAUGAAUGAUAACUAUGAAAAUAUAUUUGGCUGCACAUUCCAGACUCCGGAUUUAGUAAUUUCGUUACUUGACCAGGAAGUACAAUCUGCAACUAUUCCAUAUCUAAAUGACCAAACAUUGUCUGUGCCUUCUCCCUCAGAUCAACUACUGCAUAAUAAUGCUACGCAUCAUAUACCAUUUGUAGAAAUACACACGAAUAAUAUACGUCCACAAAUUAAUAGUUUUACUAAUGUUUUUCGUCGAAGUAAUCAGGAAAUCAAAUCAGAACCAAUAAAAUCAGAAAGUACAGAUAAUGCCGGAAAAGAUCGUACCAAUAGAACUCCUACACCUGCUAGAAGCAAUAACAGUUGCAGUGGUAGUGAUAGAGUCGUAACUCCUAAUGAAAAUAUACAAAGUGCAUCUAAUUUAAACGCUAAUUCGAAUUAUUUAUUGGGAGAAGCCUGUCCACCCGAAUUGCUUAACAAUAUAGCAUUUCCUAUUGUGCGUAAAUGCACGGAUUGUCCUUUUAUGUGUCUUGACUUGGCCAGCUUCAACAUUCAUAUAUCAAUUCACAAUGGUAAUGCACAUGCAAGAAAUUGUGCAAGGAGCGUUAUACAUUGUCCAGGUUGUGAAAAUAAAUUUUAUGCUGAAAAAUCGUUUAAGGUGCAUUUGCAUGAAGAUCAUUAUAUGUCAAUAACUGAUUGUGAACAACUAAUAAAUGUAAUGAGGCAAACUGCAAACGAACGAGGAGGCACGCAAAAUAUAAAUAUCUUGGAUAAUAAUAUCACUGAGUCUAUUCAAGAAGCUCCUAAAAAAAAUCGGAUUUACCUUAAAGAUGUAGAGUGCUUACGCGAACCGCGACGUGAAGUAACUGAGCCAAUUAAUCAAGUAUCAGAAAAUUUAUUACAAUCCUUAGGUGAUUGCGAUCCUAUGUUAAAUGUUUUUAAUGCAAGUGAUGAUAUAUUUGGGAUAUUUAACACAAAUGAAAUGACUAAAAAUGGAAACAAAUGCAGUAAUACUGUUGAUACAGCGAUUCCCAGGGCGAGACCUAAACAAAAAAUAUAUAUAAAAAGUGUAGAUGUGCUAAGAGAACCACAAGUAAACUUUCAUAGUAACAAUAGAACAAAUAUGACUGCUUUGGAUUAUAACGAAAGAGAUUUAAUAAUUGAAAACGGUGUUACUUUUUCACCAACAAAUGGAUACAAUAAGAUUGAUCAAAAUAUUGAUAAGUUUGGGACGACUAAUGUUCACAAACAAAAUACUGAAAAGCAUAUUAGUAAUUCUAAACCAAAAAUUUACAUUAAAAAUGACAUAUUAAAAGGACAUAGAGGUAUAACCAAUAUACAUGAGAACAGCAAUCCAAAUGGUUUUAUUUUUCUUCCUUCAAAUUGUGGGCAAAAUGACACAGAUAACUACUUAAACAAUUUGGAAAAUUUGUCAAUAUCAGUGCCAACUUUAAUUGAAGAUUGUGAUCAGUUAGAAUCAGAAUGUCAAAUAACCGAAAAAUAUACUUUUGAUAAUACGAAUUUAAUUACGAAUGUUAAUGAUAACAAUAAUUAUAAUUAUUUAACAACAUCAAAUGAUAAUGAUUAUUUGAUAUGUGAUCAUGUUUAUCCAAGUGUAUCUAGUAGACUAGAAACACCAGAAAACUAUUCAAAUGAAUCAUCGUCACCAUUGCCGGUACAAUCAGUUUUAACAACACCAAGUAUAAUUGAAAACAUGUUUCAUAAUUCGCUACCAUCGUCAGUACCUAUGCCAGAAGUUCCAACAGCUGUAUUAGAUAUACCGGUGCAAUUAGCAAAUCCACAGCAAAAACAAAAAAUAUCUAUAAAAAAUGUGGACAUUUUAAAAGCGCCACAAUUUCAGGAACAUCGUGGCACUCUGCAUUUACGUACAGUCGACGAACUUAAUUUGAUGAAUAAGAAUGAAGUUGAAAAUCUUAUAGCACCUCAUUUAGAUGUACAAGUCUGCGCUCAAGUAAAUGAAAAUGGUAUCAUGAGUGGUAUCAUAAACCCAGCAAUCAUUACGUCUGCCUCAGAUUAUUCAACAACAUACAAUAGAGAAAAUAUCAAAGUGCAUGAAUUGGCACCUCAUACUGAUAACACAUGGGCUGAUGAUUAUGAUUUGGGAGAUGAUAUUGACUGUAUUAUUACAUCAAUUGAUCCAAUUAAUUUAAAUGAAAAUAUUUCUUUAGGGAAAAACAUAACUGAUUUGGAUACACAACAAAUGUCUGCCAUAACAAUUCGUGAUAUAGAAGAACUUACAGAUACGGCACAGCAAAAUAUCGAUAAAAAUGAUAUGCAAAUUGCUGAAGUAUCAAACCAAAAUGAUCGAAUGCUGGGCAAUAUUAUUGAAUCAAAUUCUUCAUCGAAUAUCGGUGCAAACACAAACUUUAACACGUUAAGUAAAAAUAUUCAAGCAAUUCAAACAAACGUUAAAACAGGCAAACAACUGUCUAACGAUGUAAACCCUUUAAAAGCUCCUAUAGAAGUAUUAUCUGCAACUGCAACAUCUCCACCACCAUUGGUACCAGUUUCUUUAAAUACAAUAUGUACGUGUGCAAGUUCAGGAACACAAACUAACUGUUUAACGAAUUCCAUUGCCAAAUCCUCACAUUCUACAACUCAAACAUCUACUUUACCGGUACCGCCACUAGUACCCGUGUCAUCACGUUAUCAUCAAUAUCCGAAGAGUAUUGCAAGUUUUAAUACAACUGGAAAUUCUACUUCAAAUAUUACCGCAGAAAAAGCACGUAUUUAUGUUGCUCAUAAUCUUUUAAAAACAGUUGACAAAUUGGAAAAAAAUAGUAACGUUACAGAAAAAGCUAAAAUCGGACGACGAAAAGUUGAUGCUAAUUGUAAUGUAUUAGGUUCCGCCACAAAAGUAAUAACCAAAUCCAAAAUGUUAGCGAAAAAUGAAGUCAAGUGUAAUGCAAAUGGUUGCUCUUAUGGAUUCAAAAAACGAGAAACAUUAGAGUAUCAUAAACGUUGUCAUAUUGACGGUCUUUCAAAUGUUUCAAAUUCGCAUCAUAUGCAAUGCCCAGAAUGCAAAUCCACAUCAUUUAGCAGUUGGAAUACUUUGCAUACGCAUCUAUGGCGUGUUCACGAAGUGGACAUGGAAUUGUAUAGUUGCGAUAGGUGUACUUUUAAAACACCAGUUUUCUCAAGACUAUUUAAUACUCACCUAAAGAUACAUUCAGAAGAUCGAAAUUAUAAAUGCGAUACAUGUGAUAAGGCAUUUAAAAAUGCUAAACAGCUCAAAAAUCAUCGACGUUUGCAUCGUAUUAAUUCAACUUUUGCAGCAGACACAGGUUGUUCUGAAAUUCCAUGCAAAACUUCUGAUGUAUAUCGGUGUGAAGAUUGCGGAGCAGUUUUCGCGCAUCAAAAAACUUUAAAAGACCACAUUUGUCGAAACAAGAAUAUGUUAAAAUGUACUGUUUGUGAGCGUAAAUUUACGUCGAAGAAUUCACUUAGAAUGCAUAUGUACAGUCAUGAGGUAGAUAAGCGAUUCAAAUGCAACCUGUGCAAGUAUACAACGAACGACCACAAUGCUUUUAGGCGUCACAAAAUGGUACAUGAUGUUGAUAAGCAGUACUCGUGUCCUUUUUGCGGGUUGCAAUUUAUUCAAAGCGUUACAUAUCAAAUACAUUUACAAAAGAAACAUCCUAAUGAAUCAGAGAAAAUUGUACACAAAUGUCAAUUAUGUGCCUUCGCGACUAUUAAUCCUGUCUUAUUUAAAAUACACAAAGCCAAGCAUGAAUCUGAAUCCAGAGUAAAUUCACACCACGCUGCAAUGAUUCCAACGUAAAUAUUAUAUCGGUUAAUAAUCCUGCAGAACGAAAUGAAGGCAAUUGUUUAAGGAUCAGUAAAAUUGAUAUCGGAGCACCACCUUUGAUAAGUGAUAACGUAGUUAAAGAUCAGACUCUGCGAGUGGAAUCUCGUAAAUGAAAUAUUCUAGCCUCUGAUAACGUACAAAAAUACACAAUAAUCGAUGAUGAUGCUAUCACAUGAGUUAAUAUUACAGACAGAAUAAACCAAAAUGAGCUAUAACUUACAACAGGGUUUGCAUGAAUUUUUGUUCAAAACUAUUGCUAAA